AAGGUACAGUUCGGUCUGCUUCUUGGAGGGAGGCCUCUUCCAGGGCACCGAGCUGGGCUGCCAGAGGACAAGGGGCCUGUGCUUGUUGGGAUCUACGGCAACGUCGACUACUUGGGGAUUAUGCAUGAGACGGAGCUGCCUCCUCUGACUGCGCGGGAGGCAAAGCGAAUUCGGCGGGAGACAAGGAGAAACAGCAAGUGGCUGGAGAUGCUGGGCAAAUGGGAGAUGUACAAGAACAGCGAAAAGCUCAUAGGUCGCACAUACAAGGGGAUUCCCGGGAACAUCCGGGGCCGGGCAUGGUCAGUCCUCCUGAACGUUCAGGAAAUCAAAUCAAAAAACCCCGGCAAAUACAAGCUCAUGAAGGAGAAGGGCAAGAGGUCAUCUGAACACAUCCAUCAGAUCGACCGGGAUGUUAGCAGGACUCCCCAGAAGCAUGUCUUCUUCAGGCGUCGAUAUGGAGCCAAGCAGCGGGAACUCUUCUACAUACUCCUGGCAUAUGCGGAGUAUAACCCGGAGGUGGGCUACCGCAGGAACCUGAGCCACAUCGCCGCCUUGUUCCUCCUGUAUCUGCCUGAGGAGGAUGCAUUCUGGGCCCUGGUGCAGCUGCUGGCCAGUGAGAGGCACUCCCUGCAGGGAUUCCACAGCCCAAAUGGCGGGACAGUCCAGGGGCUCCAAGACCAUCAGGAGCAUGUGGUACCCACGUCACAACCCAAGACCAUGUGGCAUCUGAUCUCUCUCGGGCUGACCCUGCGCCUGUGGGACGUUUACCUGCUACAAGGAAAAGAAGCACUGAUGCACAUGACCACCAUUGCAUUUGAGGUGCAGAAGAAGCGCCUCAAGGAGACCAGUUCCGGCCUGUGCGCAUGCAUCGCGAGCCAGUUCUGCCAUCACUGGGCCAGGGAUGAUGACACGGUGCUCAAGCACCUCAGGGCCUCUGUGAACAAACGAGGGAGGAAGCAAGCGGACCUGCCACCCCCAGCCAAAGCCGAGCAAGGGUCCUCGGCACCCAGGCCUGUGCCAGCUUCACGUGGUGGCAAGACCCUCUGCAAGGGGGACAGGCAGGCCCCUCCAGGCCCACCAGCCCAGUUCCAGCAGCCCAUUUGGUCAGCUUCCCUGCCAAGGGCACCUCGUUCUUCCACACCCCGUCCUGGUGGGGCUGUCUGGGAAGACACCUACCCUGUGGGCACUCAGUGUGUGCUCAGCCCGGCCCUGGCUCAGGGAGGACCUCAGGGUUCCUGGAGACUGCUGCGGUGGAACUCCAUGCCCUGUCUCCCGACGGACCUGGAUGUAGGGGACCCUUGGUUUCUCCAUUAUGAUUUCGAACAGAGCUGCUGGGUCCGUGCCAUAUCCCAGGAGGACCAGCUGGCCACCUGCUGGCAGGCUGAACACUCUGCCGAGGGAGUGAGAUUGGCUUUCGCCAAACUGAACAAUGUGGGCAUGGACUUCCGGGCCCUGCAGUGCACCCAGCACUGAUUCCGACCAGGACACCUCCUUCGCAGCUAGGGACGAGGAGCAGUGCACUCCCACCUCAGGGCCUUAUUAUUUAGUUAAUAGGAUUGUACUCAUGUUACAUUUCUCAAUUUUUUUUAAGAGAUAAAGUCUCACUCUGUCACC
This is a messenger RNA of Nomascus leucogenys (northern white-cheeked gibbon), 1614 nucleotides long. Its product is annotated as TBC1 domain family member 3I-like. Gene Ontology annotation, biological process: activation of GTPase activity. NCBI's taxonomy places the organism in Eukaryota, Metazoa, Chordata, Mammalia, Primates, Hylobatidae. The record is from RefSeq and is a predicted model, not a curated record. The coding region runs from base 121 to 1473 and encodes 450 amino acids. The transcript has 12 exons. Gene Ontology annotation, molecular function: GTPase activator activity.